Chaetura pelagica (chimney swift) is the source of this 2338-nucleotide messenger RNA. RefSeq names its product SHC (Src homology 2 domain containing) transforming protein 1 (gene SHC1). Gene Ontology annotation, cellular component: plasma membrane. The annotation marks the transcript as partial. Lineage: Eukaryota; Metazoa; Chordata; Aves; Apodiformes; Apodidae. The transcript is spliced from 17 exons. Gene Ontology annotation, molecular function: receptor tyrosine kinase binding. Gene Ontology annotation, biological process: intracellular signal transduction; cell surface receptor protein tyrosine kinase signaling pathway. The record is from RefSeq and is a predicted model, not a curated record.
AUGGAGUACGUGAGCAAAUACACCCACCUGCGGAAUGAAUCUGUCUCCUCUCUGGAGGAGGCAGUGGGGGGCCCGGGGGUUUCCCACUCCCCAGUGGAGUCCCCUGCAGGCACACCCGGCUCCUUGUCCAACUCCUCCUCCCUCGGCCCCGCCACUCCCCUCUCUCCUGAGUCGGAGGACAGCCCCACCACCCUUUGCUCCUUCUUCCCCAAAAUGGCCAACCUGAAGCUCUCAAACCCUGCCAACCUGCUCAGCUUGCGGGGCUCCUCAGCCGGCAGCAUCCCAGGGGACACCGGCCUCAGCGCCGCGCUGGCACCGGCACCGGGGGCGGCUGCUGGCCCCGACUCAGCGGGACCUGUCACUGUCUGUCCCCAGGAUAUGAACAAGCUGAGCUGCGGGAAGAAGACGCGGGUGGAAGGGGGCCAGGAUGAAUGGACCCGCCACGGCAGCUUCGUCAAUAAACCCACCCGCGGCUGGCUGCACCCUGAUGACAAGGUCAUGGGCCCCGGGGUCUCCUACCACGUCCGGUACAUGGGCUGCGUGGAGGUCCUUCAAUCCAUGAGGGCUUUGGAUUUCAACACCAGGACGCAGGUCACCAGGGAGGCCAUUGGGCUGGUGUGUGAGGCCGUGCCUGGUGCCAAGGGAGCUGUGCGGAGGAGGAAGCCCUGUGGCCGCUCCCUCAACUCCAUCCUGGGCAAGAGCAACCUGAAGUUUGCUGGCAUGCCCAUCACCCUGACCAUCUCCACCAGCAGCCUCAACCUCAUGGCUUCUGACUGCAAGCAGAUCAUUGCCAACCACCACAUGCAGUCCAUCUCCUUUGCCUCGGGGGGAGACCCGGACACAGCCGAAUACGUCGCCUACGUUGCCAAAGACCCCGUCAACCAGAGAGCCUGCCACAUCCUGGAGUGCCCUGAGGGCCUGGCACAGGAUGUUAUCAGCACCAUUGGACAGGCCUUCGAGCUGCGUUUCAAGCAGUACCUGAAAAACCCCCCAAAGCUGGUGACACCCCAUGACAGGAUGGCUGGGUUUGAUGGUUCUGCCUGGGAUGAGGAAGAGGAGGAACCAGCCCCUGAUCACCAGUACUACAACGACUUCCCUGGCAAGGAGCCUCCCAUUGGGGGGGUUGUGGACAUGCGGCUGCGAGAUGGGGCUGCUCAGACCCCCAGUCACCUGGGGGCCACGCUGCCUGUUGGCCAGGUGUCCGGCGGGGAGUACGACCCCCGGAAGCAGCACCCGCCUGCCCAAGCUGGGGUGUGGGCUAGAGCCCUCAGCAGCAGGGAGAAAUACCUGGUCCCAACAGGUGCCUCAGGCCGCACAGACCUGUUUGAUGACCCGUCCUACGUCAACGUGCAGAACAUGGACAAGACACGCCAAGCGUCGGCCACGGGCGCCCCCGCUACGGCCAACGGCAGCGCCCAGAGGGACCUCUUUGACAUGAAGCCCUUUGAAGACGCCCUGCGUGUCCCCACAUCCGUGCCCAUGGGGCUGCCCCCUGCCCAGGUGGUGGCCUCCAUGGAGGAGCAGCUGAGACGGGAGCCCUGGUACCACGGGAAGAUGAACCGCAAGGAGGCCGAGAAGCUUCUGAAGGUGAACGGAGAUUUUCUGGUGCGGGAGAGCACCACCACCCCGGGCCAGUACGUGCUGACCGGCCUGCAGGGCGGGCAGCCCAAGCACCUCCUGCUCGUCGAUCCUGAGGGAGUGGUGAGUCCUCCUAAGGUGCCAGGGACAGAGCUUGGCAUAGCUGGGGAGGCCCUGCAGGUUACAAAGAGCUUCAUCGUGGAAAUGGGGGGGUGGCUCUGGGCUGUUCCCAUGGCGGAGAAAUCGGAUUCCCGGGAUUCCGAGAGCAGCUGGGUGCUGGCAGGGCGCGAGGCUCUGCCCGUCACCACAGUCGGUCCAGAGCAGGAUUCGACCUUCCCUGGGGCUGAGGAUGAGCUGGAGGAGGAUGAGGAGGAGGAGGAAGGCUCCCAGGACACUGUCACGGAAGAGUGUUGGGACCCUGGGGUCGGGGCUGUGCCCACGCCAGAUGGCUCUACAGAGCCCGAUGUGCUGGAUGGCCAGGAGCAGGAGCAGCCUGAGGCUGAGCUGGGACCCUGCCCUGACAUCCCCAAAGCAGGGCCACCAACAGAGGAGGGGAGCUGCACCAGCAGUGAUGAGGACACGGAGGGGCUGCGGCGGCAGCAGAGCCAGGAGCCCCGUCCUACCCCUGCCCCGCAGCAGGGGGCACUGGACGCUGGUGCUGAGGACGGGCUGAGCUUGAACAAGUACCUGCUGGGUGUCCUGGCGCUGGUGGCCAUGGGGCUGCUGAUCGUCACCGGUGGCAUCUAUGACCCGGUGGAUG